AUGGCUGAAGAACUCACGGCACCGCCCAUUCUAUCUACGCCGGACACGCAUAUAUUGACCGAGACUUUAGACUCGGCACAAGAUCUGCCCGAGGCUCUGUCCGACGAGCAGAUAAAGACGAGAUAUGAAAUAAGCAGGACGGUUGACGAGAUCAGGCAGCGGAAGUGGAAGCGUGUGGCACUGCAAUUCCCCGAUCAGAUGCUGCCACACUCUGCACGAGUCUACCAGCUGUUGACCCGUGGGUUGUCAGAAAACGCGAGGCCAGCCAUCCCAGAUCAGAAUGGCACCUCUCAGGGUCCGCUGAAUGCCAAUGAAGGCUUAUUAUCCGAACUGUCAAUGGAAGACGCAAAGCCUGUCAAACUCACCAUCUUGGGCGACACGUCUUAUGGCUCAUGCUGCGUUGAUGAGAUCGCAGCCGAGCAUGUCGACGCCGAUGCAGUGGUCCACUACGGCAGAGCUUGCUUGUCUCCCACCGCAAGGCUUCCCGUUCUGCAUAUCUACACUACUAUGGAUCUGGACCGAAGUGACGUGGUCAAUUCAUUCCAGGCGGCGUUCCCAGACCUAGCUGCCAAGGUGGUCUUGACAGCUGACGUUCCGUUUGCCGCUCAUGUGCAGCCACUGUUCAAGGAUCUCGAGCAAAGCGGCUAUACGAAUCUAUAUGCGGCUUCGAUUGUCCACGACCCGUCCUCGGCAAUUCCAAAUCGCACAGUGCCGAGUUCAGUUUCUGGAGACCCGUCAUCUCUCUCAGAAUGGAGUCUCUUCCAUAUCUCUGACCCGCCAACUUCGCUUCUCCUGACGCUCCAUUCUCGAAUGGCAAGUAUCAGGAUCUACCCAACCGGCAGUAUGCCUAGCUCCUCGACUCCAGCUUCGAUAUCAUCCGUCAGCCUGGAAACGUCCACCGCCCAACUGCUACGCCGCCGUUACGCACUCAUCACAUCACUCACCACCGUUUCCGCAUGGGGCAUCUUAAUCAAUACUCUUUCGGUCAAGAACUACCUCUCCAUCCUGUCACAUAUCCAGUCGUUGAUCUCCCGCGCCGGCAAGAAGUCCUAUCUCUUCGUGGUUGGCAAACUCAACCCGGCCAAGCUAGCAAACUUCUCCGAGAUUGGCGGAUGGGUCGUCAUCGGCUGCUGGGAGAGUUCGCUUGUGGAUAGCAGAGAUUUCUUCCGGCCGGUAGUCACUCCGGCCGAAUUGGGGAUGGUGUUGGUAGGAGACGAAGCCAGAGUCUGGACAGGCGAGUGGAGAGCAGAUUUUCAGCGUGUGCUGGAAGAGGCCCAGAGCAGGAGUGGGCAAGAGCGCGCAGGAGUAUUGGAACAGCAGAGUGGGCCACUGGAACCUGAAGCCGACAUCAUUCGCGAUGGCGAGAUUGAUAUGGAUUCCGAGUCGGAGGAUGAACCACCCGAAUUUGACCUCCGAACUGGGCGAUACGUCUCACGUCCACGACCGGUGCAAAGAAUCCGACCUGCCGUUCAGCCCCCCGCACAAAGUUCCACUGCACUCACCAAGAAAUCAAAGGGCGCUCUGAUCAGCGUCAACGGCAUCGCCUCCCCCGGGGCCGACUAUCUCGCCCAGAAGCGCUCUUGGCGUGGCUUAGGCAGCGACUUCGAUGUCAAAUAUGAGGAAGUCGAGGCUCAAACAGGCGGCCUUAUCGAAGAGGGCAGGACCGGUGUUGCAAGCGGAUACACGGUCGGUGAGGAUGAGUUGAGGACUUGA
This is a messenger RNA of Cladophialophora carrionii CBS 160.54, 1713 nucleotides long. Its product is annotated as diphthamide biosynthesis protein 2. Gene Ontology annotation, biological process: protein histidyl modification to diphthamide. NCBI's taxonomy places the organism in Eukaryota, Fungi, Ascomycota, Eurotiomycetes, Chaetothyriales, Herpotrichiellaceae. The record is from RefSeq and is a predicted model, not a curated record. Gene Ontology annotation, molecular function: 2-(3-amino-3-carboxypropyl)histidine synthase activity. The transcript has a single exon. The coding region runs from base 1 to 1713 and encodes 570 amino acids.